GACAAAAGGAAGUGCAGAUUGCUGAGGUUACCGCGGUUGCUACGAUAUAUCCAAGAUGCCGUCGAUCAAACUUGCUAGUUCCGAUGGUGAGGUUUUUGAUAUAGAUGUGGCUAUUGCAAAGCAAUCCGUCACCAUAAAAACCAUGUUGGAUGAUUUAGGGUUGGAGGAGCAAGGAGAUGAAGAGCCAGUUCCCCUCCCAAAUGUUAAUGCUGGAAUUCUGCGUAAAGUUAUUCAGUGGUGCACUUAUCACAAAGACGAUCCACCACCCCAGGAAGAUGACGAAAACAAAGAACGUCGUACAGAUGAUAUUCCUAGUUGGGAUCAAGAGUUCCUUCGUGUCGACCAAGGAACACUGUUUGAGUUGAUGUUAGCAGCCAACUAUCUCGAUAUUAGGGGACUGUUGGAUGUAUGCUGUAAAACUGUAGCUAAUAUGAUCAAAGGAAAAACACCAGAAGAAAUACGCAAAACCUUCAAUAUUAAGUGUGACUUCACGCCCCAGGAGGAAGAACAAGUUAAGAAAGAAAAUGAAUGGUGUGAAGAAAAAUAACCCAGAAGACUAAAUUUUUUUGUUUUAAAAUUUCACACUUGACUUUCACCACAGACACUUCUACGCAUAUCUUUCCUGGUAAAACAAACUGUAGUUACUUUACCAUUGAAGUUUUGAUGUAUGUGUACAAGAAAUAACUUUCCUUUGUUUCUCCGCUGAAAUCCUUGUAAAUCACUAUUCGGAACUUGUUCCUUUUUUUCUCAUCUUAAUAUCUGUUCACUUGUUUGUCCAUUUAGAUUUUUUUUGUCAUUCGUUCGAACGCGUGCUAUAUCAUUAUUCGUUUUAAAUAAAACCUUAUCCCCCUUAUAUCCUGUGAAUAAAUACAUAAAAUGUAUAUUUAAAAUCGAAAAAGAAUUUGCCUAGUUAAAAAACAAGUGAAGUUUGUAGUUUUAC
Messenger RNA from Schistosoma bovis, 940 nucleotides. The record is from the annotation of a GenBank genome assembly. NCBI's taxonomy places the organism in Eukaryota, Metazoa, Platyhelminthes, Trematoda, Strigeidida, Schistosomatidae.